AUGCACCCGCGCAAGCGCACCCAGCCGGGAGACUGGGCCCUGUCCAACCCGCUCCGUCCUCCCGCUCUCCGCCAGUCCGACCUCGCCUCGUCCCUCUUUGCAAAGCCCUUCUCGCGCCAGACGGCCCUCGAGGCCCACCACUCGUGCGUCAACGCCCUCGCCCUCUCGAACGGCGACGACCCGAGGUGGCUCGCCACCGCAGGCGACGACCAGCGUGUCCUCCUCUGGAACGCUCUCGCGCACACCAACGGCGACGACGACCACCACAACGGGCUUGCUCCAGACCCAGUCGGCUGCUACCGCGGUGCAAGGUCCAACAUCUUCGCCAUCGCCUUCACGGCCGACAACUCGCGCAUCCUGUCGUGCGGCAACGACGCCACCAUCCUCGCCCACGACCUCGAGACGUCGAGCCGCACGUUCCCGCACAACCUCGACGAGGGCGUCCCUCCUCUCGACGCCUGGCUCGACCACGAUGACGCCGUCAUGUCGCUCUCGGCGCACCCGCACAACCCGCACCUCUUCCUCUCGGCCUCGACCGACGGCGCCAUCCACCAGUACGACUCGCGCACGUCGCCCGGCCUCGUCGGCACCAUCGUCGACACGUACGGCAUGAACGACGUCGUGCAUCACCCGGUCACGCCAGAGCUGUUCGUCUACUCGGCCGAGCUGGGCCAUGUCGCGCUCGUCGACGGGAGGAUGGCGUGGAGCGACGCGGGCGCAGAGGGGGCAAAGAUCGCGAGCGAGGUCGCUGUCGUUCGCUACGAGACGACCCUCUCGCGCCUCGCGCCGACUUCCUCCUCGCCCGCACCCGAUCCAGCUCGCGCGCCGACCCAGACGGCCCGCCCCAACGUCUCGUCGAGUGCCCUCUCGCCCUCGGGCAACCUCGUGUGCGCCACCCUGUCGGGCCACCUCCCGACCCUGUACGAGCUCUCGGACCCCGUCCCGCUCGCGACAUUCUCCGCGCCCGCCCUUUCCUCUCCCGCUCCACCUGCACCUUCCGCACCCUCGUCAGGGUAUCGCAACACGACGACGACCAAGCACGGGUCGUUCGGCGGCGGGCGAGGCGCCGAGCCCGGGCGCGGCCUGUACUAUGCGGCGGGGAGCGACGACUUUGGAACGUACUUGUGGGAGGUGCCGAGGCUCGAGGUGCUCAGGGAGGGGAGGAGGGAGGUGAGCGUCGACGAGCUCGAGAAGGGGCAGAUCGCUUUCCCGCACACGUGGACAACUCGCAUCGACGACGACCCUCUCUCCCUCUUCCGGCCCCUCCCCGACCGUCUCACGGUCCCCGCCCUCGUCUCGCCCGCCCACGCGACCCUCAAGGCCCACCGCUCGAUCGUCAACACGGCCCUGUUCCACCCGACGCUCCCCGUCCUGUACACGUCGGGUGUCGAGAAGCUCGUCGUCCAGCACGAGGCGCACCUCCCUGGCUCGGGCCUCUCGCGCCCUCGCUCCACUACCACCACCCCGGCGCCGGCGCGCCGCACGUGGCGGUACGUGCCGCGUGAAGCGGCGCGCUCGACCAGCAUCGCCGACCUCCUCGUGCGCGCCAACGCGACGCUCGAGCCCGACCCGUCGUCGUCGUCGUCGGGCGGCGGCGGUGGCGGUCCGAGCGCGAGCGCGCGCGAGCGCGAGCGCGUGCGGGGCGAGGACGACGCCGAGCGGCGCCGUCGCGCCGAGGACACGGCCGUGCUCGAGUACUUUGACGGGCUCGUCGCCGAAGAGGCGGACGGCGAGGAGCUGUGGCGCGAGCGGGGCGACGACGACGAGGACAUGAGCAGCGGCGAGGAGGAGGCGCUUGCGCUGAGGGAGAUCGACGAGGAGCGGUGGGCGGCUGAGGAGGGCUGGGGCACGUAGUGCG
Molecule: messenger RNA, 1858 nt
Organism: Rhodotorula graminis WP1
Lineage: Eukaryota; Fungi; Basidiomycota; Microbotryomycetes; Sporidiobolales; Sporidiobolaceae
Exons: 5
Coding region: 1-1854 (617 amino acids)
Biological process (GO): negative regulation of fatty acid biosynthetic process
Cellular component (GO): Cul4-RING E3 ubiquitin ligase complex; cytoplasm
Molecular function (GO): protein binding
Source: RefSeq, a predicted model, not a curated record